This is a messenger RNA of Pangasianodon hypophthalmus (striped catfish), 1527 nucleotides long. It is a transcript of the gene eif2b1, whose product is annotated as eukaryotic translation initiation factor 2B, subunit 1 alpha. The coding region runs from base 364 to 1272 and encodes 302 amino acids. Gene Ontology annotation, molecular function: guanyl-nucleotide exchange factor activity; translation initiation factor activity. Gene Ontology annotation, biological process: translational initiation. Gene Ontology annotation, cellular component: eukaryotic translation initiation factor 2B complex. NCBI's taxonomy places the organism in Eukaryota, Metazoa, Chordata, Actinopteri, Siluriformes, Pangasiidae. The transcript is spliced from 9 exons. The record is from RefSeq and is a predicted model, not a curated record.
AGGCAGGGUUUGUCUUAAUGCGGGUGGGAAAGUAAAUUCAGUGUCUGGUGUGGAUUCUCAAGACCAGGCGGUUUUAAAACAAGUGUUGAUAGUGAGAAAUCACGAGCAAAAAAAAAUCUCUUUCAGCUCUAUCAGAAAUCAGUGCAGUAUACUGAGCACAUCGAGGUGUAGAGGAUAUCAGUGUGUGAGCUGCUUUCAGUGACUGUGGUUACUGUCUUUCAUUGCAUCAGCAACAACGUGCUGGAGAGAUAAGUGCAGGAUUCUGAGCUGAACUUAAAAGCUUCACUUCUGCAAGAGCUCCUGGUUUAAUAUAUUUGCUCCACACACUCGGGUUUGGAAACACACAAGCCAGGAAUCUGCAGGAUGGAUGAAGGAGAGUUGGUCGAGUAUUUCAGGAAGCAGAUGAGCCAAGAUCCAGAUGUGGCCUCUGCAGUGGCAGCGAUCCGCUCUCUCCUGGAGUUCCUGAAGAGGGAUCAGAGUGAGACCAUCGUGGGCCUGAGAGAGAAUUUGACCAAAGCCAUCGGCAGGCUGGAGGAGGCCGAUUCCUCUGUGGCUGUGUCCUCAGGAGGAGAACUCUUCCUUCGCUUCAUCAGCCUCACCUCGCUGGAGCAUGAAGAUCUCUCCAAGUGCAAGAAUGUGAUGGUGGACAGAGGAGAACUAUUUCUGAAGAAGACGUCCUUGUCCCGAGGCAAAGUGGCCAAACUCUGCCACACAUUUAUUAAAGACGGGGCUAAAAUCCUCACACACUCCUCAUCGAGGGUUGUGCUGAAAGUUCUGGAAAGUGCAGCGGCUGACAAGAAACGUUUUACCGUCUAUGUGACAGAAUCCCAGCCCGAUUCUUCUGGUCAACGCAUGGCUGAAAAGCUGCGAAGACUCAAUAUCCCAGUCACAGUAGUGCUCGAUGCUGCAGUCGGAUACAUCAUGGAGAAGGUAGACCUGGUCAUUGUCGGUGCUGAGGGGGUGGUUGAAAGCGGAGGCAUUAUAAAUAAGAUCGGCACCUACCAGAUGGCGGUGUGCUCCAAAGCGCACAACAAGCCGUUUUACGUGGUGGCGGAGAGUUUCAAGUUUGUGCGUCUUUACCCGCUCAAUCAGCAAGAUGUGCCUGAUAGGUUUAAGUAUAAAGCAGAUACGCUGAAAACCGCAGAGGAUUUUAACCAGGAGCAUCCGAUAAUUGACUACACACCUCCAUCGCUCAUCACUCUACUCUUUACUGACCUGGGUGUGUUGACGCCCUCGGCGGUCAGCGACGAGCUCAUCAAGCUCUAUUUGUAAUGCUCUCACCCUAAGGGCCAUUACAGAGACACACAAUCAAAUCAAGAUCCUCCUUGACCUUGAUGCAAAUCCACAAUGUCCUUGAUUUAAAUAAUCAGGUCAAUCUGCCACUCAUGUACUAGAUGUACAGGUGAAAACUUUUUUUUUUUUUUUACUGUGUACAGGAAACAUGAAAUAUGGCAUAUAUCCUGGACAAUUGCAUCCUCAGUUCUUGCAUCUUUCCUACUUAAAAAAAAAUAAAAAGCUGGGAAAAUA